Coregonus sp. 'balchen' is the source of this 39997-nucleotide messenger RNA. The record is from the annotation of a GenBank genome assembly. NCBI's taxonomy places the organism in Eukaryota, Metazoa, Chordata, Actinopteri, Salmoniformes, Salmonidae.
GGAUCCUGGUGGGGGCUCCGCGGGCCAGAGGACUGGGCGUGAUGCGGAGGCAGCGCCCUGGCGCCCUGUACCGCUGUCCAAUCACAGGCGAGGAGUUUGACUGCGAGCGUGUGGACAUCGAUGGAGACGUAAACCUCGACCAGGAAAGCAAGGACAACCAGUGGCUAGGAGUGACAGUCAAGAGCCAGGGGAUUGGAGGAAAGGUGGUGGUUAGUACACAGUACACAACCACACAGAGGUUUCCCUGACCAACUCCAAAUCAAAUCAAAUUGUAUUUACCACAUGCACCGAAUACAACAGGUGUAGUAGACCUUACAGUGAAAUGCUUACUUACAAGCCCUUAACCAACAAUGCAGUUUUAAGAAAAAUAAGUGCUAAGUAAAAAAUAGAUAACAAAAAAUAAAUUUUAAUAAAUAAUUAAAGAGCAGCAGUAAAAUAAUAGUAGCGAAGCUGUAUACAGGGGGUACCGGUACAGAGUCAAUGUGCUGGGGGCACCGGUUAGUCGAGGUAAUUACUUUACUAUGUACAUGUAGGUAGAGUUAAAGUGACUAUGCAUAGAUAAUGAACAGAGAAUAGCAGCAGACUGCCUCUUGAAGGAAGGAAAAUGUCAAAGCAACGCCCAAAAAGGGAUUUGAACCCUCAGAUUAAAUGUCUGAUGCUCUACCGACUGAGCUAUCCUGGCUCUAACUUUACAUAUUGCAAUACACCUCAACAGAGUAGCAGCAGCGUAAAAUGCAAAUAGUCCGGGUAGCUAUUUGAUUAGCUCUUCAGCAGUCUUAUGGCUUGGGGGUAGAAGCUGUUAAGAAGCCUUUUGGACCUAGACUUGGUGCUCCGGUACCACUUGCCGGGCGGUAGCAGAGAGAACAAUCUAUGACUAGGGUGUCUGGAGUCUUUGACAAUAUUUAAGGCCUUCCUCUGACACCGCCUGGUAUAGAGGUCCUGGAUGGCAGGAGCUUGGCCCCUGUGAUGUACUGGGCUGUACGCACUACCUUCUGUUGUGCCUUGCGGUCGGAGGCCGAGCAAUUGCCAUACCAGGCAGUGAUGCAACCAGUCAGGAUGCUCUCGAUGGUGCAGCUGUAGAACUUUUUGAGGAUCUGAGGACCCAUGUCAAAUAUUUUCAGUCUCCUGAGGGGGAAUAGGCUUUGUCCUCUUCACGACUGUCUUGGUGUGUUUGUACCAUGAUAGUUUGUUGGUGAUGUGGACACCAAGGAACUUGAAGCUCUCAACCUGCUCCACUACAGCCCCGUCGAUGAGAAUGGGAGUGUGCUCGGUCGUCUUUUUCCUGUAGUCCACAAUCAUUUCCUUUGUCUUGAUCACAUUGAGGGAGAGGUUGUUAUCCUGGCAACACACGACCAGGUCUCUGACCUCCACCCCAUAGGCUGUCUCAUCGUUGUCGGUGAUCAGGCCUACCACUGUUGUGUCGUCAGCAAACUUAAUGAUAGUGUUGGAGUCGUGCCUGGCCAAGCUGGUAGAGCACGGCGCUUGUAACGCCAAGGUAGUGGGUUCGAUCCCCGGGACCACCCAUACACAAAAAAAAAAUAAAUGUAUGCACGCAUGUCUGUAAGUCGCUUUGGAUAAAAGCGUCUGCUAAAUGGCAUAUUAUUAUUAUUAUUAUGCAGUCAUGGGUGAACAGGGAGUACAGAAGGGGACUGAGCACGCACCCCUGAGGGCCCCCCCGUGUUGAGGAUUAGCGUGGCAGAUGUGUUAUUACCUACCCUUACCACCUGGGGGCGGCCUGUCAGGAAGUCCAGGAUCCAGUUGCAGAGGGAGGUGUUUAGUCCCAGGGUCCUUAGCUUAGUGAUGAGCUUUGAGGGAACUAUGGUGUUGAACACUGAGCUGUAGUCAAUGAACAGCAUUCUCACAUACAGUGAGGAGAACAAGUAUUUGAUACACUGCCGAUUUUGCAGAUUUUCCCACUUACAAAGCAUGUAGAGGUCUGUAAUUUUUAUCAUAGGUACACUUCAACUGUGAGAGACGGAAUCUAAAACAAAAAUCCAGAAAAUCAUAUUGUAUGAUUUUUAAGUAAUUAAUUUGCAUUUUAUUGCAUGACAUAAGUAUUUGAUCACCUACCAACCAGUAAGAAUUCCGGCUCUCACAGACCUGUUCGUUUUUCUUUAAGAAGCCCUCCUGUUCUCCACUCAUUACCUGUAUUAACUGCACCUGUUUGAACUCGUUACUUGUAUAAAAGACACCUGUCCACACACUCAAUCAAACAGACUCCAACCUCUCCACAAUGGCCAAGACCAGAGAGCUGUGUAAGGACAUCAGGGAUAAAAUUGUAGACCUGCACAAGGCUGGGAUGGGCUACAGGACAAUAGGCAAGCAGCUUGGUGAGAAGGCAACAACUGUUGCCGCAAUUAUUAGAAAAUGGAAGAAGUUCAAGAUGACGGUCAAUCACCCUCGGUCUGGGGCUCCAUGCAAGAUCUCACCUCGUGGGGCUUCAAUGAUCAUGAGGAAGGUAAGGGAUCAGCCCAGAACUACACGGCAGGACCUGGUCAAUGACCUGAAGAGAGCUGGGACCACAGUCUCAAAGAAAACCAUUAGUAACACACUACGCCGUCAUGGCAAGGUCCCCCUGCUCAAGCCAGCCAUUGUCCAGGCCCGUCUGAAGUUUGCCAAUGACCAUCUGGAUGAUCCAGAGGAGGAAUGGAAGAAUGUCAUGUGGUCUGAUGAGACAAAAAUAUAGCUUUUUGUCUAAACUCCACUCACCGUGUUUGGAGGAAGAAGAAGGAUGAGUACAACCCCAACAACACCAUCCCAACCGUGAAGCAUGGAGGUGGAAAUAUCAUUCUUUGGGGAUGCUUUUCUGCAAAGGGGAAAGGACGACUGCACCAUAUUGAGGGGAGGAUGGAUGGGGCCAUGUAUCGCGAGAUCUUGGCCAACAACCUCCUUCCCUCAGUAAGAGCAUUGAAGAUGGGUCGUGGCUGGGUCUUCCAGCAUGACAACGACCCGAAACACACAACCAGGGCAACUAAGCAGUGGCUCCGUAAGAAGCAUCUCAAGGUCCUGGAGUGGCCUAGCCAGUCUCCAGACCUGAACCGAAUAGAAAAUCUUUGGAGGGAGCUGAAAGUCCGUAUUGCCCAGCGACAGCCCCGAAACCUGAAGGAUCUGGAGAAGGUCUGUAUGGAGGAGUGGGCCAAAAUCCCUGCUGCAGUGUGUGCAAACCUGGUCAAGACUUACAGGAAACGUAUGAUCUCUGUAAUUGCAAACAAAGGUUUCUGUACCAAAUAUUAAGUUCUGCUUUUCUGAUGUAUCAAAUACUUAUGUCAUGCAAUAAAAUGCAAAUUAAUUACUUAAAAAUCAUACAAUGUGAUUUUAUGGAUUUGUGUUUUAGAUUCCGUCUCUCACAGUUGAAGUGUACCUAUGAUAAAAAGUACAGACCUCUACAUGCUUUGUAAGUAGGAAAAUCUGCUAAAAUCGGCAGUGUACCAAAUACUUGUUCUCCACAAUGUAGGUGUUCCUUUUGUCCAGGUGGGAAAGGGCAGUGUGGAGUGCUGUAUAGAUUUUAUCAUCUGUGGAUCAGUUGGGGCGGUAUGCAAAUUGGAGUGGGUCUAAGGUUUCUUGGAUAAUGGUGUUGAUGUGAGCCAUGACCAGCCUUUCAAAGCACUUCAUGGCUACAGACGUGAGUGCUACGGGUCGGUAGUCAUUUAGGCAGGUUAUCUUAGUGUUCUUGGGCACAGGGACUAUGGUGGUCUGCUUGAAAAAUGUAGGUAUUACUGAUUCAGUCAGGGACAGGUUGAAAUGAUGUCGUCCCUAUAAGCUCGGAUGCAGAUGUUUCCCUGGUCAGUUUGAGUGGUUAGGAUAGCGUUUUCCAAACUCGCCCUUGCACAACACAGCUGAUUCAAAUAAUCGACUAAUCAUUAAGCUUUGGGCAAAAACCAAAAAGGGCACGUGCACCCCUUGGGGUAGCCAGGACCGAGUUUGGGAAACGCUGGGUUAGGAAACACUCAUGUUUGUAGAAUAGUCAACCAUCUAUUGUAGUUGUCUCAGUUAUGCUGAGAUUGUACUGUGGGACCUCUUCAAUGAACCAGACCUGUGGGCUUCUUUAAUGAACCAGACCUGUGGGACCUCUUCAAUGAAUCAGACCUGUGGGACCUCUUCAAUGAACCAACCUGUGGGACCUCUUCAAUGAACCAACCUGUGGGACCUCUUUAAUGAAUCAGACCUGUGGGACCUCUUCAAUGAACCAGACCUGUGGGACCUCUUUAAUGAAUCAGACCUGUGGACCUCUUCAAUGAACCAGACCUGUGGGACCUCUUCAAUGAAUCAGACCUGUGGGACCUCUUCAAUGAAUCAGACCUGCGGGACCUCUUCAAUGAUCCAGACCUGUGGGACCUCUUCAAUGAACCAGAUCUGUGGUACCUCUUUAAUGAAUCAGACCUGUGGGACCUCUUCAAUGAAUCAGACCUGUGGGACCUCUUCAAUGAAUCAGACCUGUGGGACCUCUUUAAUGAAUCAGACCUGUGGGACCUCUUCAAUGAACCAGACCUGUGGGACCUCUUCACUGAACCAGACCUGUGCCCACCUGUACGAGUUGUGUUUAGCAUGUCUGUAGUGAAGUAGACCAUCUAUUCCAGUUGCUUAGCUUCUCUUCUGCCUCUGUCCAAACCUAUGGGACCUCUUCAAUGAACCUACUACUAUAUACCUCUCCCGCCCCUUUUUCAGACGUGUGCCCACCUGUACGAGCUACGUCAGCGUGUGAGCCAGCCGUUGGAGACGCGAGACCCCAUCGGGCGUUGCUACGUGCUCAGUGAGGACCUGACAGAGAGGGACGAUCUGGAUGGAGGGGAGUGGAAGUUCUGUGAGGGGCGACCCCAGGGACACGAACAGUUUGGCUUCUGUCAGCAGGGCCUGUCUGCCGCCUUCACACCUGACAACCAAUAUAUCAUGUUCGGAGCUCCUGGAACGUACAACUGGAAAGGUACGGUGACACACUUUUUAAAAUUAUCUCAUUGAGACACACCUGUAUAAAUACAGGUUAAAUAAUGAUGACUGACACCUGAGGUGUUUCAAAUGAUAGUUCACUCAAAAGUCAAAGCUUGUUGUGAGAUGUUUUCAGACACUUAAAAGUGACAAGAUAAGUCCACGUCUUAUUGUGUCGAUUCAGCUAAUAUAUGCCUUUACUUUACUUACUGAAUGGGGGAAAAUAUUUUGGCACUGUCUGAAAGAAUGAAAUUAGACUGAAAAUAUCUUAUUGGAGGUUUUUUUGUCCGUUUUUCGCUUACAGUUGUCUUAGAUGUAGAAGCAUAGUGCAAAAAAACCAAAACAAAAACACAUUCUGUUUACAUAAAAAAAAAUCUGUGGACAAAUCAUUGAUUUAUAAGCCAAUCUACUGAUUGGCCUCAGCAGUCCUACUGAUCGAUCAAAGUGAUUGAUUCCCAGCAGUUAGUUACUGGUCUGAUGGAUGGAACUGUCAUUAUUUAACGUCAGGGAUCAAUAUGGCUGAAAUUAUGGACCACUGUAUCAUAUAUUAAACAGGCCUUAGGUAGAGUCACGAUUUACAUGAUAUGGUACUUGACAUUUUCACUGUGGAACCCUAGAGAUGGUGUACUUUGUCCUGUACUUAUCUGUUUUGUAUGUGUUUGUUGUGUAUGUUUGAAAAUGGAAGUGUGUGUUUGGCAAUAGAGAGAGAGAGAGAGAGAGAGAGAGAGAGAGUGUUGCGAGUGGGUGUGUGUGAGAGAGAAAGAGACGAGAGAGAAGAGGAAGGGAGACAGAGAGAGAGAGAGAGAAGAGAGGGGGAGGGGAGAGAGAGGAGGGGGAGGGAGAGAGAGAGGGGAGGGAGGGAGGGCGAGAGGAGAGGGAGGGAGGGAGGGAGAGAGAGAGAGGGGGAGGGAUGGAGGGAGAGAUGAGAGAGAGGGAGGUGGGUAUAGUCAAAUUCAGCUCAACUUAUGAUUUAUUAUUCCUUGGUCAUGAUGCUUAAAACGACGGUCCAAAAACAUGAAAACAGAACUACACAAUAGGAACGAAUUCAAGUGCUAUAGCUACACAUUUAAAGUGAAACGUGCCAAUUAGCUGUAUAAUGGAGGGACCCCAACCAGACUAUCUAUUCAUACCGCCUAAUUGGGCUGUUGGAAUCAAACCGGUCACCCAUAUCUAUCAGUUUUAAUUUUCUUUUGAAGAAGUCUCUUUCCCCUUGUCCGGCUGCUGCUGUGACUGAGUUUUGAGUGAAGGGGAUGGGUACUGUCCUGUAAAAUGCUGUCAAGUUUUAGGAAGAUGAGUUUUGUGUACAGGUUGGUGGCUGAUUCUUGAUCUAUACCAAUUAUCCUUCCCGCCGUCUUAAUCAAGCGCUGAAGCUUGACUUGGUCUCGCAUGUUUCUGAACACGCAUAUCAGACCAAAGGACAGCACACUCUGCAGGACAGAUUUAUAGAACAUUUGUAAGAUAUGGCGGUCGACAUUAAAAUGGUUCAGUUUAUGUAAAAAAACAUUCUCUGUUGCAAUUUCUUUAUCUUUGCAAAGGCACAGUCAUUGAAUUUCAGUUUAUUGUCUAUUUCGAUUCCCAGGUACUUACAGUAUAUGUGGUCACUCUAUCGACUGAGUCCCUAUUGAUCUUUGUAGGGGGUAAUGGAGUUUUAUUCCUUCUGAAAUUAAGAGAGGGAGAGAGAUAGAGAGGAAGAGAGAAAGAGGGAGAGAGGAUAGAGGGAGGAGAGAGAAGAGAGAGAGAAGAGAGAUAGAGAGAAAGAGGGAGAGAGAUAGAGAGGAAGAGAGAAAGAGAUAGAGGGAGGAGAGAGGAGAGAGAGAGAGAGAGAGAGAGGAGAGAGAGAGAGAGAGAGAGAGAAAGAGGGAGAGAGAUAGAGGGAGGUUGAGAGAAAGAGGAGAGAGAGAGAGAGAGAGAAAGAGGGAGAGAGCGAAUGUGUAUCUGUGUCUGUCUGUGUGUCUGUGUGUGUGUCUGAGUGUCUGUGUCCUCUAACUCUGUUCCUUCCAGGAGAGAUGCGUGUCCAGCUACUAAACCAGACUCUACUGGAUCUGGGUUUCUAUGACGACGGGCCCUAUGAGGUGGCGGAUGAGAAACAGCUGAAUGCUCAGCUGAUCCCUGUUCCCUACCAUAGUUACCUGGGUAGGACCGACCGUCCCUGCCCAGCCCUCUCCUGCUCCUCUCACACAGCUGUCUGCCUGCUGCCCUGUCUCACCAGAGAUCACUGAGCACUGCACAGGACAGGACAGGAGAGGGGCAGGGAAGGACAACAACAACAGACUGACGACACACUGUACUCAAAAUAAAUACAUAUCCCAGACCUAGAGGACCCAGAGUAGCUACUAAGAGGGCUCUAGAAAGGCAGACAGGCCUAGUCUAAACUGGCCCAGGGCAGUGCGGUGCAGACAAGAGCCACUGGUCAAAAGUAGUGGACUAGAUAAAGAACAGGGUGGCAUUUCAGACACACCCUAGUACUGUUUCUCUGUUUCUCCCGUGUCCGUAGGGUCCAUCCCUGACCCUGGUCUGUUAUGAGGGAGUGGGACUCACGUAGGGUCCAUCCCUGACCCUGGUCUGUUAUGAGGGAGUGUGACUCACGUAGGGUCCAUCCCUGACCCUGGUCUGUUAUGAGGGAGUGUGACUCACCAGAGCUAAAACCAGACAGCUCCACUCGGAAUAAUCUCCCACAUGAAGUAGCUACCGUAGGAAUGGACCAAUCAUGAUAGAAAUAUCCUCAGACAUGCAGAGAGACUCUGUGCACUGCGGUUGCCAACGGGAAAAUACCUUUCCUAACUGCUGGGGUCAGAAAUAUUACAAUAUUAUAAUAGGCUACUUAAGAGGAAUAUUAUUAUCUCACAGUCAUCAUGGCCUGUUAUAGCCUGGUCCAAGAUCUGCUUGUAAUAAUAUAAUUAUAAUAUAAUAAAAUAUAGUCUACUAUAUAUGCAACUUGUACUUUAGUAGCAAAUUGCUGUCAUGUCAUACAGAAAUUGGCUAAAAAGCACAAAUAGGUCUGGGACCAGUCUAUAGAACAUAGUCAAAUUAGUUGUCUAAAGACACAAACAGAUCUGGGACCAGCUUAUAUCAUAGUCAAAGGAGUUGUCUAAAGGAGUUGUCUAAAGGAACAAACAGAUCUCGGACCAGGCUAUAAAACAUAGAUAAUUUGGCUAAACAUUACAAACUGAUCUGUGACCAGGCUAGGUCUGUCUGUUCUGGGAGUCAGUGGGUUUGCGUUUCCCCCACAGACAGUUCUGGCCGUGCAUUCUGGGUACAGCGUGAGUCAGUCUUGUCGUCCUUCUGUUAGGUACCAGUGGUUUACCCACAAACCACUGUGAUACCAGGAAGAAGAAAACACACAAUCACAGCACAGUCCUUUCUCACCUGCACUCCCUCUCUCUCUCCUUGUCACCCUGUUCCCCUUCACCACCUCCCCUCCACUCCUCCACUCCUCCACUCCCCCCCCCCUCUCUCUUCCUCUCUCUCGGGCCACAGGGCUCUUGUUCAUGGCUAGUCCCGAUGAAGAUGCCCUGGUGUACAAAACUCUGGAGCCACACUCCAACCGGCCCAUGUUUGAGGACGUAGCUCAGAAUAGCUACUUAGGUUUGUAGCUUGGAGUGAGGUGUUGUUUGUUUGAACAAACCAGAUUCAUGUUGAUACAACUUACUGUAGACUUACCCUACUUUCCUCCAGGGUUGGGGUCAAUUCCAUUUCACUGCCAGUCAAUUCAGAAUGUAAACCAAAUUCCAAUUCCAAAUUGUCCGCAUUGAAAAGCAUUGAAGAUAAUUGGAAUUUCAGUGUACUUCCUGAGUUGAUUGGAAUGGAAUUAACCCCAACCCUGCUGUCCUCCCACCUUACCCCCGUGUGUUGGUGUGUGCUCGGUGCUAGCUCUUCUCUAGAACGUGUUUAGAACGUACGUAGAUUAGAACGUAGGACUCCGACUGGUCUGCAUGUCUCUCUGUGUUCCUAUCAGUCUGUACUGUCUGUCAGUCUGUAUGGUGGGGUGGUCUGCACAGCCUGUCAGUCUGUCAGUCUGUAUGGUGGGGUGGUCUGUACUGUCUGUCAGUCUGUAUGGUUGGGGUGGUCUGCACAGCCUGUCAGUCUGUCAGUCUGUAUGGUGGGGUGGUCUGCACAGCCUGUCAGUCUGUCAGUCUGUAUGGUUGGGGUGGUCUGUACUGUCUGUCAGUCUGUAUGGUUGGGGUGGUCUGCACAGCCUGUCAGUCUGUCAGUCUGUAUGGUUGGGGUGGUCUGUACUGUCUGUCAGUCUGUAUGGUGGGGUGGUCUGCACAGCCUGUCAGUCUGUCAGUCUGUAUGGUUGGGGUGGUCUGCACAGCCUGUCAGUCUGUCAGUCUGUAUGGUUGGGGUGGUCUGCACAGCCUGUCAGUCUGUAUGGUGGGGUGGUCUGCACAGCCUGUCAGUCUGUCAGUCUGUAUGGUUGGGGUGGUCUGCACAGCCUGUCAGUCUGUCAGUCUGUAUGGUGGGGCUGUCUGCACAGCCUGUCAGUCUGGACUUUACUCAAUGGUGUGGCGGGUUGAAGCUGUCCAGGGUACCUUGGUGGUGGUUCUAUAUACAGUACAUCUAUAUCUACAUUCUUAUCUACAUUUUGUAGAUACAGGUAACUUUGCUAAUUACAAUAAAGGGGUUUGAAGUGAAAUAACAAAGUAAGUAAAGCAGAGUUUAUAAACAAAUCUCACAGGUGAACAAAGUAUUCUGAGAUCACCAUGGUAAUCAUCCAUGGAGGAUUUCUGUGUAGAAAGACAAUACCAACACUGACAUGUACAGUAUCUCUGUAUCUCAAAGACGGCUCUCGCAGGGUAGAUCCCAUGGGGAACAGAGUGUUUACAAUCUGCGUUCUAGUGCAUAGUUUAGAGCAGUCCUCUCCUUGGAGCUGAGCGACAUCUCUCUCAUUGAUAAUAGAUACUUCCUCAUUCCCAUUUUAGAUCCAGCUAAUGGACUCUAACCAAUAACGGUUUGGUCCGUCCGAUUGAUUGUUCCCAUCAAAUCUCUCUAUUCUCAUCCUCCUGUACACAGAAACCGGAAUGCGUCCCAAACGGCACCUAAUUCCCUAUAUACAGUACAGUGCACUGUGGGUCCUAUAGGCCCUGGUGAAAAGUAGUGCACUAUGAAGAGAAUAGGGUUCCAUUUGGGACAGAGCCUGCCUUAUCCCUCUUCCUCCACAUCCUUAAUGGCCAUUAUUACCUUUGACCCCUCACUUAUAACUCGCAGCAUGCCUCCACUGACCCUCUAACCAAAUGACAUAAUGACUAAAUGCAUAUGUUUUGCACGCUUACUAAAAGGCCACAGACAGACAGUAUUGCUAUUACUGGUAUUUUUUUUUUUAGUUUAGUUAAAUACAGAACUAAAUUAAAUCCAAAUUAAAGCCAAAUUAAAUGCAGAAUUAAAUGUAGAGGAAUUUCACCACAGUGUGUUGUCAUCUUUAUCUCUGACUGACAUCACAUGGGAUUCUACUUAGCUUUACUGAUGUAUACAAUGUCUAAUGUAACUGUAUAAUAUACUAAUAGUAUGAUAUCCUUUAUAGUCCAGGAAUUCCGGGAAACUAGCCCAGUAUGCAUUGUAUUAUUAUAUUAUGUCUAAUGGAGAUUUCUCCAAUAAAAUUAUCUCUUAGUCCAGGACUAGGCUUGAUAUGUGUCCGGGAAACUGGUCCCUAAUGUCUUAAAAUGUAAAUAGCUCGUUGUAAAUGUAAAUAGCUUAUAAUUAAAUCCAGUCUCUCGACCCAGUGAACCAGUCAGGACCCGGCAGCAGCCUAGUUCAUGCUGUUUCUCCUCAGAUCGUGUCCAUUAAAUCUGAUUACUGUUGGACAGAGAACCCAGCGCAGUCCACCGAUGAGUCAGGCCCAGUUUUUCCACAGUAACUGCCAAUAUAAAUACAGCCAAUGAAAAAUGAAAUGUUCAAAUUCUUCCAAUUUGUCUCACACGAUUUUCCGUUGACAGAAAAUCCCACUGAGAACUACUGAUCAGAGAUGAGUUAAAGUAGUUACAAUAUAUUUAGAUCCAUUUAUAUCAAUUGAGCUUUUAUUUGAUUCUAGGGCUCGGUAGCUUUUUUAACACAUAGUCUUACAACUACACUGUAGACAGCUGCACAACACAACUGUUUGCAGGGGCCCCAUUUCUGAACCUGGUGGGCCACAUUCGGUUUAAAAAAGGUUGCAGGAUAAAGCCUCGGUUCCCUUUAUAGCUUUACAGAGCAAAUUGGACUUCUUUGUGUAAAAAACAGAGAGGAUCAGACUUCUGUGUAAAAGAGAAAAGUAGCUCCUCCCUCUUUGAAAGGCCUCCGUUUUAAAAUGUAGCUUCAUCUAUCUAUCUCUUAAUAAAGGCCUUAGUUAGUUUUACUGGAUCACAACUCUAACUGUAGCGUUCAUCUUAAAGGGACACACUUUUACUGGAUCCCAACUCUAACUGUAGCGUUCAUCUUAAAGGGACACAGUUUUACUGGAUCACAACUCUAACUGUAGCGUUCAUCUUAAAGGGACACAGUUUUACUGGAUCACAACUCUAACUGUAGCGUUCAUCUUAAAGGGACACAGUUUUACUGGAUCACAACUCUAACUGUAGCGUUCAUCUUAAAGGGACACAGUUUUACUGGAUCACAACUCUAACUGUAGCGUUCAUCUUAAAGGGGCACAAAUACAUUUUACUGGGUUUGAUGUGACUUUUGCGUGAAAGGACAAAUUAGCUCAUCCCUCUCUUAAAGGCCUAGUUUGUGAUAUUUACGGACGUUUUCUCUUAAUCUCUUAAAGGCCUACAGUUUUACUGGAUCACAUGUCCAACUGUAGCAUUCCUCUUAAAGGGACACAGUUCUGUUAGUUACUUGUUCUACAGUAAGUCAGACAGCAGAAUUCCACAACUGUUGUCCUGGAGCUCCUAAACAAUGCAGAAAACCUACCAGACAACUGUCUGCUGACCCACAUUUUAGUAAUUUAGCAGACAUUCUUAUCCAGAGCAACCAGUAAUUACCUUGCUCAAGCGCACAUCAACAUAUUUUUCACCUAAUCAGCUCUUGAAUUUGAACCAGCAACCUUUCAAUUACUGGCCUAACGUUCUUAACCGCUAGGCCACCUGUUCUCUCAAGACAAAUUUGUAAACUAGUUAUGAUUCUCAAGCUGUUUAACUAUUUGACCAGACUAAUGUAUUCAGCAACCUAGACCACAGAGGCUGCCACAGUAGUGCAGCCAACCUUUAGGUCAUUCCGCACCUGUCGUCCUGAACUGCUCCGUGUCCGUCUCUGUUUGUCUCUCUGUAUGUUUGUCUAGAGGAUAGUAUUUGUCUGUCACUCUUUUAAAAAAUAAUAGUAUUUGUCUGUCUCUGUGUUUGUCUAUGAGACGCUUCUGCCUGAAUGUUGACACUGUUAAAUGUUAAAACAAGACUCCUUGCAAUCCCUCCUCUCACACCCCGCAUGUUGGAAAAUACUGUAGCUGUUUAGUGUGUUUGCCUUUGGGUUGUUUCAUUGUGAAUUAAAUUACACACACACACACACACACACACACACACAGACACACACACACACACACACACAGACACACACACACGCACGCACGCACGCACGCACGCACGCACACACACACACACACACACACACACACACACACACACACACACACACACACACACACACACACACACACACACACACACACACACACACACACACACACACACACACACACACACACACACACACACAACUGCUACUAACUGUUAUCCCAUAAUGCCUUGCUCCAGGCUUCUCAGUGGACUCUGCUAAGGGCAUAAUGAGUCGUGGCGAGCUGACCUUUGUGGCGGGGGCUCCGAGAGCCAAUCACACAGGAGCGGUGGUGCUGCUGCGUAAAGACAACGUGUACCGCCUGGUGCCACAGCACAUCCUGUGGGGAGAGGAACUGGCUUCUUCCUUUGGCUACUCUGUGGCUACGGCUGAUCUCAACAGUGACGGGUGAGAACUAAUGCAUAUGUCUGCUGCUGAUACUAUUGAUAGCAGUGUAUGGGAAUGUAUGGAAUGUACAGACAGAUACUCUGUGGCCAUGGCUCAACAGUGAGGGCUGAGUAAUGUUGCACAUUUCCAGAAAAUUCCCAGUUCCCAUGUUUUCAGAAAUCCCAGUUGGAAGUUUUCCGGAAUUAGGUAGGAAUAUGAACGGAUGGAAUCCCAUAACUGGGAAUACUCUGACCAGGAUUUGUGAAGAACCUGGAAACCAUUUAGGGAAAUUAUUUCAGUGACGGAUGUUUACAUUUGUAUCCAUCAUCUUCUUGUUUCAACCCAAGAUUCUGUAGAGCUCUAUCUGAACCUCCCUCCCUCCCUCCCUCCCUCCCUCCCUCCCUCCCUCCCUCCCUCCUUCCUUCCUUCCUUCCUUCCUUGUUCUCCCCCCCCCAGCUGGACAGACCUGAUAGUGGGAGCUCCUAACUACUUUGACAGGAAAGCAGAUAUCGGAGGUGCUGUGUACGUCUUCCUCAACCCAUUCGGUAACUGGGAGUAUGCUCGGCCAAUCAGGCUCAACGGAACCUAUGACUCCAUGUUUGGAUUGACCGUCAACAAUGUGGGAGACUUGGACAGGGACGGAUAUGAUGGUGAGGAAGGAUCAAAUCAAAUCAAAACUUGAUUUAAACGACAUUCACAUUACAGUCGACUGCACUGAAGGGACUGAGGGGUCUGAGUCACUCGUCACAUCCUAAAUGGCACCCUAUUCCCUAUGUAGUGCACUACUUUUGGCCAUUUGGCACGCAAGUCUAUUGUCCUUAGGGUCAGGAGUUUUCCUGAUCAAUUUAUGUGAGAGAAAACAAGAUCCUGCACACUGCAGUUACCAGUACUACUGUUCAUUACACACACACACACACACACACACACACACACACACACACACACACACACACACACACACACACACACACACACACACACACACACUACUGAUAUGAUGUCUUGCUCCAGGUUGAGCUCCAGCAGGUGAAUGUAAAACUGAAAGUAAAAGUCCAGGUGACCUGAGCAAGUAACCCUCUUGACUAGCGUCACAAUAAAUUCUCUGGUUUUCCCGAAUUCCCGGAAUCAGGUGAUAAUGAGUUCCAGAAUUUAUUUAAAGUUUCCAUAAUUUUACAACCCUACUCCUGACCCUACAAAAGACAAUGUCUGAAUGAGGCUUAGUAUAGUUGAUAUGUAAUGUGUCUGUCUCUCUCCAUCCAGACAUUGCUGUGGGGGCUCCGUUCGAUGGAGAUGGCAAAGUGUUCAUCUACCGAGGCUCAUCCUCAGGCAUCGAUACCAAGCCUGCACAGGUGAAAAGAACCUUUAGAAAAGCUCGUUGCUCAUCACAUCAUGAUUAUUCACUGAGUGCAAAAAACAUUAGGAACACCUUCCUAAUAUUGAGUUGCACCCCCUUUUGCCCUCAGAACAGCCUCAAUUCCUCGGGGCAUGGCCUCUACAAGGUGUUGAAAGCGUUCCACAGGGAUGCUGGCCCAUGUUGACUGCAAUGCUUUCCACAGUUGUCAAGUUGGCUGGAUGUCCUUUGGGUGGUGGGCCACUGUUGAUACAAACAGGAAGCUGUUGAGCGUGAAAAACCCAGCAGCGUUGCAGUUCUUGACACACUCAAAACAGUGCGCCUGGCACCUACUACCAUACCCCAUUCCAAGGCACUUAAAUAUUUUGUCUUGCCCAUUCACCCUCUGAAUGGCACACAUACAUAAUUCAUGUCUCAAUUGUCUCAAGGCUUAGAAAUCCUUCUUUAACCUGUCUCAUCCCUUCAUCUACACUGAUUGAAGUGGAUUUAACAAGUGACAUGAAUAAGGGAUCAUAGUUUUCACCUGGAUUCACCUGGUCAGUCUAUAACAUGGAAUUGUAAUGUUUUGAUAUACUAUAAUAUGAGAUGACCGUUUAUAUAUAUAUAUAUACAAUACCAGUCAAAAGUUUGGACACACCUACUCAUUCAAGGGUUUUUCUUCAUUUGUACUAUUUUCUACAUUGUAGAAUAAUAGUGAAGACAUCAAAACUAUGAAAUAACACAUAUGGAAUCAUGUAGUAACCAAAACAGUGUUAAACAAAUCAAAAUAUAGUGCUCAGCAUAUGUGGGAACUCCUUCAAGACUGUUGGAAAAGCAUUCCAGGUGAAACUGGUUGAGAGAAUGCAAGAGUGUGCAAAGCUGUCAUCAAGGCAAAGGGUGGCUACUUUGAAGAAUCUAAAAUCAAAAAUGUAUUUUGAUUUGUUUAACACUUUUUUGGUUACUAUAUGAUUCCAUAUGUGUUAUUUCAUAGUUUUGAUGUCUUCACUAUUAUUCUGCAAUGUGGAAAAUAGUACAAAUAAAGAAAAACCUUUAAAUGAGUAGGUGUGUCCAAACUUUUGACUGGUACUGUAUGAACAAGUGCCUUCGGAAAGUAUUCAGACCCCUUGACUUUUUCCACAUUUUGUUAGGUUAUGGCCUUAUUCUAAAAUGGAUUAAAAUGUUUUUCCCCCCUCAUCAAUACACAAUACACUAUAAUGACAAAGAAAAAACUGGUUUUUCGAAAAAGUAUUCAGACCCUUUACUCAGUACUUUGUUGAAGCACCUUUGGCAAUGAUUACAGCCUCGAGUCUUCUUGGGUGUGACGCUACAAGCUUGGCACACCUGUAUUUGGGGAGUUUCUCCCAUUCUUCUCUGCAGAUUCCUCAAGCUCUGUCAGGUUGGAUGGGGAGCAUUGCUGCACAGCUAUUUGCAGUUCUCUCCAGAGAUGCUCGAUCGGGUUCAAGUCCGGGCUCUGGCUGGGCCACUCAAGGACAUUCAGAGACUUGUCCCGAAGCCACUCCUGCAUUGUCUUCGCUGUGUGCUUAGGGUCGUUGUCUUGUCGGAAGGUGAACCUUCGCCCCAGUCUGAGGUCCUGAGCGUUCUGUACUUUGCUCCGUUCAUCUUUCCCUCGAUCCUGACUAGUCUCCCAGUCCCUGCUGCUGAAAAUUGUCCCCACAGCAUGUCUCUUGAGUGGCGCAGUGGUCUAAGGCACUGCAUUGCAGUGCUAGCUGUGCCACUAGAGAUCCUGGUUUGAAUCUAGGCUCUGUCGUAGCCGGCCGCGACCGGGAGACCCAUGGGGCGGCGCACAAUUGGCCCAGCGUCGUCCAGGGUAGGGGAAGGAAUGGCCAGCAGGGAUGUAGCUCAGUUGGUAGAGCAUGGCGUUUGCAACGCCAGGGUUGUGGGUUCGUUUCCCACGGGGGGCCAGUAUGAAAAAAAUUAAUAAAAUGUAUGCACUCACUAACUGUAAGUCGCUCUGGAUAAGAGCAUCUGCUAAAUGACUAAAAUGUAAAUGUAAUGAUGCUGCCACCACCAUGCUUCACUGUAGGGAUGGUGCCAGGUUUCCUCCAGAUGUGACGCUUGGCAUUCAGGCCAAAUCUUCAAUUCAAUUUUGGUUUCAUCAGACCAGAGAAUCUUGUUUCUCAUGGUCUAAGAGUCUUUAGGUGCCUUUUGGCAAACUCCAAGCGGGCUGUCAUGUGCCUUUUACUGAGGAGUGGCUUCAGUCUGGCCACUCUACCAUAAAGGCCUGAUUGGUGGAGUGCUGCAGAGAUGGUUGUCCUGGAAGGUUCUCCCAUCUCCACAGAGGAACUCUAGAGCUCUGUCAGAGUGACCAUCGGGUCACCUCCCUGACCAAGGCCCUUCUCCCCCAAUUGCUCAGUUUGGCCGGGUGGCCAGCUCUAGGAAGAGUCUUGGUGGUUCCAAAAUUAUUCAGUUUAAGAAUGAUGGAGGCCACUGUGUUCUUGGGGACCUUCAAUGCUGCAGAAAUGUUUUGGUACUGUUCCUGAGAUCUGUGCCUUGACACAAUCCUGUCUCGGAGCGCUAUUGUCAAUUCGAACUCAUGGCUUGGUUUUUGGUCAACUGUGGGACCUUAUAUAGACCGGGUGUGUGCCUUUCCAAAUCAUGUCCAAUCAAUUGAAUUAACCACAGGUGGACUCCAAUCAAGUUGUGGAAACAUCUCAAGGAUGGUCAAUGAAAACAGGAUGCACCUGAGCUCAAUUUCGAGUCUCAUAGCAAAGGGUCUGAAUACUUCUGUAAAUAAGGUAUUUUGUUUUUAAUUUUUAAUAAAUGUGCAACAACUUCUAAAAACCUGUUUUUCUUAGUCAUUAUGGGGUAUUGUGUGUAGAUUGCUGAGGAAAUUGUUUUAUUUAAUCAAUUUUAAAAUAAGGCUGUAAUGUAACAAAAUGUGAAAAAAGUCAAGGGGUCUGAAUACUUUUCGAAGGCACUGUAUGUGAGGGAAAAAAGUAUUUGAUCCCCUGCUGCUUUUGUAUGUUUGCCCACUGACAAAGAAAUGAUCAGUCUAUAAUUUUAAUGGUAGGUUUAUUUGAACAGUGAGAGACAGAAUGACAACAAAAAAUCCAGAAAAACGCAUGUCAAAAAUAUUAUAAAUUGAUUUGCAUUUUAAUGAGGGAAAUAAGUAUUUCACCCCCUCUCAAUCAGAAAGAUUUCUGGCUCCCAGGUGUCUUUUAUACAGGUAACGAGCUGAGAUUAGGAGCACACUCUUAAAGGGAGUGCUCCUAAUCUCAGCUUGUUCACUGUAUGAAAGACACCUGUCCACAGAAGCAAUCAAUCAAUCAGAUUCCAAACUCUCCACCAUGGCCAAGACCAAAGAGCUCUCCAAGGAUGUCAGGGACAAGAUUGUAGACCUACACAAGGCUGGAAUGGGCUACAAGACCAUCGCCAAGCAGCUUGGUGAGAAGGUGACAACAGUUGGUGCGAUUAUUCGCAAAUGGAAGAAACACAAAAUAACUGUCAAUCUCCCUCGGCCUGGGGCUCCAUGCAAGAUCUCACCUCGUGGAGUUGCAAUGAUCAUGAGAACGGUGAGGAAUCAGCCCAGAACUACACGGGAGGAUCUUGUCAAUGAUCUCAAGGCAGCUGGGACCAUAGUCACCAAGAAAACAAUUGGAAACACACUACGCCGUGAAGGACUGAAAUCCUGCAGCGCCCGCAAGGUGCCCCUGCUCAAGAAAGCACACAUACAGGGCCAUCUGAAGUUUGCCAAUGAACAUCUGAAUGAUUCAGAGGAGAGAUGGGUGAAAGUGUUGUGGUCAGAUGAGACCAAAAUCGAGCUCUUUGGCAUCAACUCAACUCGCCGUGUUUGGAGGAGGAGGAAUGCUGCCUAUGACCCCAAGAACACCAUCCCCACCGUCAACCAUGGAGGUGGAAACAUUAUGCUUUGGAGGUGUUUUUCUGCUAAGGGGACAGGACAACUUCACCGCAUCAAAGGGAUGAUGGACAGGGCCAUGUACCGUCAAAUCUUGGGUGAGAACCUCCUUCCCUCAGCCAAGGCAUUGAAAAUGGGUCGUGGAUGGGUAUUCCAGCAUGACAAUGACCCAAAACACACGGCCAAGGCAACAAAGGAGUGGCUCAAAAAGAAGCACAUUAAGGUCCUGGAGUGGCCUAGCCAAUCUCCACACCUAAAACCCAUAGAAAAUCUGUGGACGGAGCUGAAGGUUCGAGUUGCCAAACGUCAGCCUCGAAACCUUAAUGACUUGGAGAAGAUCUGCAAAGAGGAGUGGAACAAAAUCCCUCCUGAGAUGUGUGCAAACCUGGUGACCAACUACAAGAAACGUCUGACCUCUGUGAUUGCCAACAAGGGUUUUGCCACCAAGUACUAAGUCAUGUUUUGCAGAGGGGUCAAAUACUUAUUUCCCUCAUUAAAAUCCAAAUCAAUUUAUAACAUUUUUUACAUGCGUUUUUCUGGAUUUUUUUGUUGUUAUUCUGUCUCUCACUGUUCAAAUAAACCUACCAUUAAAAUUAUAGACUUAUCAUGUCUUUGUCAGUGGGCAAACGUACAAAAUCAGCAGGGGAUCAAAUACUUUUUUCCCUCACUGUAUAUAUAUAUAUACACUGCUCAAAAAAAUAAAGGGAACACUUAAACAACACAUCCUAGAUCUGAAUGAAUGAAAUAAUAAUUUUCUUUUUACAUAGUUGAAUGUGCUGACAACAAAAUCACACAAAAAUGAUCAAUGGAAAUCAAAUUUAUCAACCCAUGGAGGUCUGGAUUUGGAGUCACCCUCAAAAUUAAAGUGGAAAACCACACUACAGGUUGAUCCAACUUUGAUGUAUUGUCCUUAAAACAAGUCAAAAUGAGGCUCAGUAGUGUGUGUGGCCUCCACGUGCCUGUAUGACCUCCCUACAACGCCUGGGCAUGCUCCUGAUGAGGUGGCGGAUGGUCUCCUGAGGGAUCUCGUCCCAGACCUGGACUAAAGCAUCCGCCAACUCCUGGACAGUCUGUGGUGCAACGUGGUGUUGGUGGAUGGAGCGAGACAUGAUGUCCCAGAUGUACUCAAUUGGAUUCAGGUCUGGGGAACGGGCGGGCCAGUCCACAGCAUCAAUGCCUUCCUCUUGCAGGAACUGCUGACACACUCCAGCCACAUGAGGUCUAGCAUUGUCUUGCAUUAGGAGGAACCCAGGGCCAACCGCACCAGCAUAUGGUCUCACAAGGGGUCUGAGGAUCUCAUGUGGCUGGAGUGUGUCACCAUCGCGAGCAUCCUGACUGGUUUCAUCACCGCCUGGUAUGGCAACUGCUCGGCCUCCGACCGCAAGGCAGUACAAAGGGUAUUGCGUACGGCCCAGUACAUCACUGGGGCCAAGCUUCCUGCCAUCCAGGACCUCUAUACCAGGUGGUGUCAGAGGAAGGCCCUAAGAAUUGUCAAAGACUCCAGCCACCCUAGUCAUAGACUGUUCUCUCUGCUACCGUACGGCAAGCGGUACCGGAGCGCCAAGUCUAGGUCGAAAAGGCUUCUUAACAGCUUCAGCCCCAUAGCCAUAAGACUCCUGAACAGCUAAUCAUGGCUACCCGGACUAUUUGCAUUUUAUGCUGUUGCUACUCUGUUUAUCAUUUAUGCAUGUUCACUUUAACUCUACCCACAUGUACAUUGGCCCAGCGUCGUCCAGGGUAGGGGAGGGAAUGGCCGGCAGGGAUGUAGCUCAGUUGGUAGAGCAUGGCGUUUGCAACGCCAGGGUUGUGAGUUCGAUUCCCACGGGGGGGGGGGGGGCAGUAUGUAAAAUAAAAAAUGAUGUAUGCACUCACUAACUGUAAGUCGCUCUGGAUAAGAGCGUCUGCUAAAUGACUAAAAUGUAAAUGUAAAUGUUUUGACCGGUAGUGUAGAAACACCAGAUUUUUGGUUUGAAAAAAAAAAGGUAUAUUAAUUCUGAAAUUCUGAAGAAUAUUAUUAACAUUCCACCCAUGAGGCCACUAUAGGGUGAUUUGGUACUUUGACUGCAGGAAAGGGCUACACAUUAAAAAUUGGAAACUUUAGUAGAAACUUGUGUAUACAAAAUUAUACAAAUAUUACGUUUUUGUAAGUGGUGUCUCAUCAUAUCAGAAUCAAAGCCUCAACUCUGGUGUUGCAAACUUCAUGGUGGUCAUAUUGCUAACUCUCAAUAACGACGAUGUGGUUCAAGUUCAACUAAGUUUACUGACUGAUAACAUCACACCCUAAUUGCAGGUGUAUAGGACUACCUGAAUAGUAAUUUCAGGUGUAAAGUUGCACUUGAUCAUACAAGUUAACACAUGAUCUUCAUGAUUGCCCCUCACAGAUCCUGGAUGGAGUGGACGAGGGGGUGAAGAGGUUUGGCUACUCCAUCUCAGGAGGCCUGGACAUCGAUGGGAACCUGUACCCUGACCUGGCAGUAGGCUCUCUCGGUGAUAAGCUAGUUCUGUACAGGUCUCGCCCAGUCAUUCAUGUGAUCCGGGAUGUAUCCAUCGAACCUCAGCAGUAUAUUGACUUGGAGCAACACAACUGCAAGGGGAGAGAUGGAGUUUGGUAGGUCGCAAAUAACAUUAAUUUCAACCUUUAUUCACAUUAGGUAGUGUAUUUCUGCUGUUGACAGAUUGUUGUUCGCUAACUUUAUUCUCUGUUUUCAGUGUGGAGGUCAAAGCCUGCUUCACCUAUACUGCUUAUCCUGAGACCUACUCACCAGACAUCAGUGAGUUACUAAACUGUACACCUCUCUGUUUAGAACCAGUUGGUUUUUGCUGUGUAAAAUAGUGUGGUAAUAUGUCCAGCUGUGUUAAAUAGUGUGGUAAUAUGUCCAGCUGUGUUAAAUAGUGUGGUAACAUGUCCAGCUGUGUAAAAUAGUGUGGUAAUAUGUCCAGCUGUGUAAAAUAGUGUGGUAAUUUGUCCAGCUGUGUUAAAUCGUGUGGUAAUUUGUCCAGCUGUGUUAAGUAGUGUGGUAAUUUGUCCAGCUGUGUUAAAUAGUGUGGUAAUAUGUCCAGCUGUGUUAAAUAGUGUGGUAAUAUGUCCAGCUGUGUUAAAUAGUGUGGUAAUAUGUCCAGCUGUGUUAAAUAGUGUGGUAACAUGUCCAGCUGUGUUAAAUAGUGUGGUAAUAUGUCCAGUAGCUUAUCUCUGGUGUGUUGUAGUGCUGCAUUUCUCUGACUCUUCUUCUCUUUCUCUUUCUCUUUCUCUUUCUCUUUCUCUUUCUCUUUCUCUUUCUCUUUCUCUUUCCCUUCCUUCCUUCCUUCCUUCCUUCCUUCCUUCCUUCCUUCCUUCCUUCCUUCCUUCCUUCCUUCCUUCCUUCCUUCCUUCCUUCCUUCCUUCCUUCCUUCCUUCCUUCCUUCCUUCCUUCCUUCCUUCCUUCCCUCCCUCCCUCCCACUAGCUCUGGUCCUACUCAUUGAGGCUGACACCGAGCGCAGGAAGCUGGGCCUGCCCCACCGUGUUAGCUUCCUGGGUCAAAGUGCACAGGCGGCGGAGUACACACACACUGACGAGGUGGAGCUGAAGGGUCAACGUCAUCCCGCCUGCCAGAGCGCCACCUUCCAACUAAACGUACAGUACAAUAUGACGCAGUCAUUUGAUCUGGAAGACACACAGGAGGCGUUACAGAGUACAACUGCAGAACAUAUCAAAUACUUUUUCUUGGUUGGAGCACUAUGCAACAUGAAAAAGGGUAAAGUGAAGUGUUCAGUUCUCUCAGUGCUCUCUAUCGCCCCCUACAUGCAGCUGCAUAGUGUUCCAACCCUGUGAAGAAAUGGUAUUUGAGAUGUGCUUUAUCUAGCUAAACUGGCAUAAUCGAACAAUUUAUUAAUUGUCUUAGUUGAAUGAAAAAAAGUAUUAUUUCCUUCCAACUCCAAUAUCAUAUGAUCCCGUUUAGUAAUCUUUUAAUUAUUUCCCAUUCAGGAGAAUAUCCGUGACAAGCUGCGUCCCAUCUCUCUGGCCAUCACCCAUACCAUCAGACCCCCCAUGUUCUCCUCAGACACUAACCCAGAGGAACGAGACACGCUACCUCCUGUACUGAGUGUUGCCACCUCCAACACCCUGCACUCUGAGGUCAGUACCUCGACCUCCUGUACUAAGUGUUGCCACCUCCAACACCCUGCACUCUGAGGUCAGUACCUCGACCUCCUGUACUGAGUGUUGCCACCUCCAACACCCUGUACUCUGAGGUCAGUACCUCGACCUCCUGUACUGAGUGUUGCCAUCUCCAACACCCUGCACUCUGAGGUCAGUACCUCGACCUCCUGUACUGAGUGUUGCCAUCUCCAACACCCUGCACUCUGAGGUCAGUACCUCGACCUCCUGUACUGAGUGUUGCCACCUCCAACACCCUGCACUCUGAGGUCAGUACCUCGACCUCCUGUACUAAAUGUUGCCACCUCCAACACCCUGUACUCUGAGGUCAGUACCAUAACAACAGAACCAGGGAACAUACUGAUUUGCAUUUUCAAGUUCAUGAAGGAAGACUUGAAAUGGUUGUGUUACAGGCCUAAUUAAUACAUGCCUGUGUGAUACAGGGAUACUACAGGGUUUUGUUAUUUCAUAGUGGGGGAACCAGGUUCCAAAGUGAAAUCAUUUGGACAUUUAAAAAAGAUUUAAGGUCAAUUCUAUGAUUUGAAUUUUUUCCAUGUCCAUCCCUGAGAUGAAGUCUGUAUCCUCCGUUGCAGGUGAAUUUCCUGAGGGAAGGCUGUGGUGAUGAUAAGAUCUGUCAGAGCAACCUGAAGUUGACCUACCAGUUUGGAACCCGACCUAUCACCUCUGACCUCUUCACCCCUCUGCCAAGGUUUGUAUGACUUCUUCUUUAUAUUUCCUCAUUCCCCAGAGAAGAGGAGUUCAGCAAUUCCAAUAGCUGUUACAUUCUACCUUCUAUUUUACCAUGCCUCUAUAUCUGAGCUGCCCGACACUGUCCCUGGAGAGCCAAAAUGACAAAAUGGCACCCACAGACACGGUCGCCCUGUUUCUAGCUCCUAGACAACUUUGGAGUAUUUCAUUUCCUAUGUUAUUUGCCAAGAAUGUUUCUUGUAUUAUUGCCUGCAGCCGAAAAUAACUUAUAUUCACACCAUUAUAUAUAUAUAUAUAUAUAUAUAUAUAUAUUUAUUACGGACUCUGACAUUGCUCGUUCUGAUAUUUCUUAAUUUCUUUAUUUUAACUUUUUGGAUUAUGUGUGUAUUGUUUUGUAUUGCUAGGUAUUACUACACUGUUAGAGCUUGAAACACAAGCAUUUCGCUGCACCUGCAAUAACAUCUGCAAAUCUGUAUAUGCGACCAAUAAACUUUGAUUUGAUUUGAUUACCCUCCUGUAGGUUUUUCGCUCUACCCCAGUUGUAACUAACCUGAUUCAGCUUAUCAACCAGCUAACUAUUAUAAGAAUCAGGUCUGCUAGAUUAGUGUCAGAGUCAUCUCGGUUAACCCAGAACUAAAGUCUUGCGUAAUUGGUUAGCUGCUCAAUAGUUCUGGGUCCAUACAUGUUAAGAGACGAGAUUAAGAGAUUCUAGAACGUGGAACGGAUUCGCAAACGAGGAGCUCCACCCUCUCUCUUUGCAAAUUAUCGGCCCGAAUGUCUCCUCCCCUUCCAAAAUUCGAAAGAUACUAAUAAACAGUGUCCAAAUAACCAGUGACGAAACCCCCCCCCCCCCCCCCCCCCAAAACCAGAACUACCGCUGCUCGUUGUCCCAGGCAUCCCAUUCCUUCCUGACAGAUUCUACGGUACCAGUUAUGUACACCUAGAUCUGUCCACCAGAGAUUAGGGUUGGAGAGAAAACACUCCUACAGUAGUGCUCCAGGAACGGGGUUGGGCCGUCCUGCCCUACAUCUUAAACAACCUCAGAUGGGUAUUAUUCUUCCUUUUUUGUUUCACUGUUCCUUCAUAUCCAACCACUUUUUUUUCUAGUUACCUCAUGCCCCUCUCAUUCCAGAGAUGGUGAGGAGGUGUUCUCUCUGUUCUGACCAGAGAUCCUAUGUCUAACCACUCUCUCUAUUCCUCUUUUCUAUUUCCUUUUUAUCCCUUCAUUCCAGGGACGAUGAAGAGGUGGCGGUGUUUUCUCUGUCUGACCAGAGGUCUGUGGUGUUGGAGGUGACCGUCACCAACAUGCCCUCUGACCCUCUGUACCCAGAGGAAGACGGAGAUGAUGCCCACGCUGCCCAGCUACUGGUGAACCUUCCGGACACCCUGUCCUACUCUGGCUUCAGGGGACAACAGGUACACACACCAAACACACACACGCAUAUACACACAUUCACGGUCAUGUUCAACCUCUCCUUGUCCAAGUCAGUAAUCCCCACGUCUUAAAACAUUUUACUACAGUGGGCUAAAUCAGGGUCACACGUUGUGAUUCUUGGCACUCUUAAACAAAUCCACGUUGAAACAAAUGUAUACACCUCAUACACAUGGUUAUGGUCUUUAAAAAAAGAAGACCUGUCAGAUGUAGAGAUGAAAUGUAUUCCAUUUUGAGUUUGCAUCCCAAUAUUUCACUUUACUAUACACCACAGAAGACUGAAAUAUAACAAAACCAUUUGACAUAGAAACACCGGAAUUUCAGCGUAAAAUAAAUAAAUAAUGUUGAUUAAUUAUGAAAAAUAUUAAUAACAUUCCACCCGUGAGGCCACUAGAGGGCGAUUUGAUCAUUUGGCUGCAGGAAAGGUCUACAAUGACUACAAUCAUUCCUCUUCCCAAGACCUCUAAGGCUUCAUGCCACCAUGACUACCACCCUGCAGCACUCACAUCUUUAAUUAAAGUGCUUUGAAAGGCUGGUCAUGGCACACAUCACCUCCAUCAUCCCAGACACCCUAAACCCACUCUAAUUUGCAUACCGCCCCAACAGAUCCAUAGACGAUGCAAUCUCAAUUGCACUCCACACUGCCCUCACCCACCUAGAUAAGAGGAAUAUGUUAGAAUGCUCUUCAUUGACUGCAGCUCAGUGUUCAACACCAUUGUCCCAUCCAAGCUCGUCACCAAGCUUAGGACCCUGGGACUGAACACCUCCCUCUGCAACAGGAUCCUGGACUUCCUGACGGGCCGCGCCCAGGUGGUGAGGGUAGGCAACAUCACCUCCGCCACGCUGACCCUCAACACCGGGGCCCCACAGGGGUGUGUGCUUUGUCCCCUCCUGUACUCCCUGUUCACCCAUGACUGCGUGGCCACGUACAAAUCCAACACCAUCAUCACGUUUGCUGACGACACAAUGGUGGUAGGUCUGAUCACCAGCGACAAUGAUACAGCCUAUGGGAGGAGGUCAGAGACCUGGUGGUGCUAGGAAAACAACCUCUCCCUCAACGUCAACAAGACCAAGGAGCUGAUCAUGGACUACAGGAAACGAGCCCAUCCACAUCGACGGGGCUGCAGUGGAGCGGGUCGAGAUUUUCAAGUUCCUCGAUGUCCAAAUCACUAAGGACUUGGUUCACAUGCGCACAAUCGUGAAGAAGGCGCGACAGCACCUCUUCCCCCUCAGGAGGUUGAAAAGGUUUGGCAUGGGCCCUCAAAUCCUCAAAAUGUUAUACAGCUGCAACAUUGAGAGCAUCUGGUAUGCCAACAGCACCGCCCUCGAUCGCAUGGCGCUACAGAGGGUGGUGCGGACAGCCCAGUACAUCACUGGGGCCGAGCUCCCUGCCAUCUAGGAUCUCUAUAUCAGGCGGUGUGACAGGAAGGCCCGUAAAAUCAUUAAAGACUCCAGCCACCCAAGCCAUAGACUGUUGUCUCUGCUUCCGCACGGCAAGCGGUACCGGUGAAGUCUGACACCAACAGGCUCCUGAACAGCUUCUAUCCCCAAGCCAUAAGACUGCUCAAUGGCUAACAAAAUGGCUACACUGACUAGUUGACCCUUGUAUUUAUUCCUAUGCACACUCACAGGACUCUACACACUCACGCAUACUGACACUCCAACACACACAUAACAUGCACACACUUUUAUAUUGACACACGUACACUUACUCACAUACAAUCAUCAUAUAUGCUGCUGCUACUCUGUUUAUCUUAUAUCCUGAUGCCUAGUCACCUUACCCCUAUACAUACACUACAUGACCAGAAGUAUGUGGACACCUGCUCAUCGAACAUCUCAUUCCAAAAUCAUGGGCAUUAAUAUUGAGUUGGUCCCCCCUUUGCCGCUAUAAAAGUUUCCACUCUUCUGGAAAGAAUUUCCACUAGAUGUUGGAACAUUUCUGCCGGGACUUGCUUCCAUUCAGCAACGAGCAUUAGUGAGGUUGGGCACUGAUGUUGAGCGAUUAUGCCUGGCUCGCAGUCGGUGUUCCAAUUCAUCCCAAAGGAGUUCGAUGGGGUUGAGGUCAGGGCUCUGUGCAGGCCAGUCAAAUUCUUCCACACCAAUCUCGACAAACCAUUUCUGUAUGGACCUCGCUUUGUGCACGGGGGCAUUGUCAUGCUGAAACAGGAAAGGGCCUUCCCCAAUCUGUUGCCACAAAGUUGGAACCACAGAAUCGUCUAGAAUGUCAUUGUAUGCUAAGGGGACUAGCGCGAACCAUAAAAAACUGCCCCAGACCAUUAUUCCUCCUCCAACAAACUUUACAGUUGGCACUAUGCAUUGGGGAAGGUAGCGUUCUCCUGGCAUCCGCCAAACCCAGAUUCGUCCACCGGACUGCCAGAUGGUGAAGCGUGAUUCAUCACUCCAGAGAACGCGUUUCCACUGCUCCAGAGUAUAAUGGUGGCGAGCUUUACACCACUCCAGCCGACGCUGAUCUUAGGCUUGUGUGCGGCUGCUCGGCCAUGGAAACCCAUUUCAUGAAGUUCCUGACGAACAGUUCUUGUGCUGACGUUGCUUCUAGAGGCAGUUUGGAACUUGGUAGUGAGUGUUGCAACCGAGGACAGAUGAUCUUUAGACGCUACGCGCUUCAGCAAUCGGCGGUCCCGUUCUGUGAGCUUCUGUGGCCUACCACUUCGCGGCUGAGCCGUUGUUGCUCCUAGACGUUUCCAUUUCACAAUAACAGCACUUACAGUUGACCGGGGCAGCUCUAGCAGGGCAGGAAAUUUGAUGAACUGACUUGUUGGAAAGGUGGCAUCCUAUGACGGUACCACGUUGAAAGUCACUGAGCUCUUCAGUACGGGCCAUUCUACUGCCAAUGUUUGUCUAUGGAGAUUGCAUGGCUGUGUAUUGAUUACUGCAUUUAUAUUGAUUACUGCAUUGUUGGGUUUGUAGUUUGCAAGAAAGGCAUUUCACUGUACUUGUACAUGUGACAUUAAAAACUUGAAAUAUGAAACACACACAACCUGUCCUACUCGGGUACACACACCUAACUCUAGCCUUGAUCCUCACCAGGGUUGGGAUCAAUUCCACAAAUUCAAUUUAAAUUAAAUUCUCUCGCCGUGUAAAUUCAAUUUAUUUUUAAUUAAAAUUCCAGUUCAGUCUUUGAAUUCAGAGAUACAGUGGGGGAAAAAAAUAUUUAGUCAACCACCAAUUGUGCAAGUUCUCCCACUUAAAAAGAUGAGAGAGGCCUGUAACUUUCAUCAUAGGUACACGUCAACUAUGACAGACAAAAUGAGAAGAAAAAAAUCCAGAAAAUCACAUUGUAGGAUUUUUUAUGAAUUUAUUUGCAAAUUAUGGUGGAAAAUAAGUAUUUGGUCAAUAACAAAAGUUUCUCAAUACUUUGUUAUAUACCUUUUGUUGGCAAUGACACAGGUCAAACGUUUUCUGUAAGUCUUCACAAGGUUUUCACACACUGUUGCUGGUAUUUUGGCCCAUUCCUCCAUGCAGAUCUCCUCUAGAGCAGUGAUGUUUUGGGGCUGUCGCUGGGCAACACUGACUUUCAACUCCCUCCAAAGAUUUUCUAUGGGGUUGAGAUCUGGAGACUGGCUAGGCCACUCCAGGACCUUGAAAUGCUUCUUACGAAGCCACUCCUUCGUUGCCCGGGUGGUGUGUUUGGGAUCAUUGUCAUGCUGAAAGACCCAGCCAUGUUUCAUCUUCAAUGCCCUUGCUGAAGGAAGGAGGUUUUCACUCAAAAUCUCACGAUACAUGGCCCCAUUCAUUCUUUCCUUUACACGGAUCAGUCGUCCUGGUCCCUUUGCAGAAAAACUGCCCCAAAGCAUGAUGUUUCCACCCCCAUGCUUCACAGUAGGUAUGGUGUUCUUUGGAUGCAACUCAGCAUUCUUUGUCUUCCAAACACGACGAGUUGAGUUUUUACCAAAAAGUUAUAUUUUGGUUUCAUCUGACCAUAUGACAUUCUCCCAAUCCUCUUCUGGAUCAUCCAAAUGCACUCUAGCAAACUUCAGACGGGCCUGGACAUGUACUGGCUUAAGCAGGGGGACACGUCUGCACUGCAGGAUUUGAGUCCCUGGCGGCGUAGUGUGUUACUGAUGGUAGGCUUUGUUACUUUGGUCCCAGCUCUCUGCAGGUCAUUCACUAGGUCCCCCCGUGUGGUUCUGGGAUUUUUGCUCACCGUUCUUGUGAUCAUUUUGACCCCACGGGGUGAGAUCUUGCGUGGAGCCCCAGAUCGAGGGAGAUUAUCAGUGGUCUUGUAUGUCUUCCAUUUCCUAAUAAUUGCUCCCACAGUUGAUUUCUUCAAACCAAGCUGCUUACCUAUUGCAGAUUCAGUCUUCCCAGCCUGGUGCAGGUCUACAAUUUUGUUUCUGGUGUCCUUUGACAGCUCUUUGGUCUUGGCCAUAGUGGAGUUUGGAGUGUGACUGUUUGAGGUUGUGGACAGGUGUCUUUUAUACUGAUAACAAGUUCAAACAGGUGCCAUUAAUACAGGUAACGAGUGGAGGACAGAGGAGCCUCUUAAAGAAGAAGUUACAGGUCUGUGAGAGCCAGAUAUCUUGCUUGUUUUUAGGUGACCAAAUACUUAUUUUCCACCAUAAUUUGCAAAUAAAUUCAUAAAAAAUCCUACAAUGUGAUUUUCUGUAUUUUUUUUUCUCAGUUUGUCUGUCAUAGUUGACGUGUACCUAUGAUGAAAAUUACAGGCCUCUCUCAUCUUUUUAAGUGGGAGAACUUGCACAAUUGGUGGCUGACUAAAUACUUUUUCCCCCCACUGUAAUUCAAUUCCUCUGAAUUCCAGUGUUAGGUAAAUUCCAAGACUGCAAAUCCCAAUUCAAUAUUAUCCCCAACAAUUCCACAAAUUCCAAUUAAAAUUCAGUUCCCUCUGGUUUAAGGCUGAUCAUUUCACUGUUCAGACAACCUAGCUAUAUGGGAAAUAUAGGAAUACAGGUUGAAAUGAUUAAAAACAAAUCGUACAGUCAAUUUUUUAAUACUAUGGUCAUUAAUUCCAUUAACUGGGACAUUUUAAAAUAUUGAAUUCCAAUUCAAUUCAUUUCCGAAGAUUAAAUGUUUUUACAAUUCCAAUUCAAUUCCAGUUAAAAAAGUCCAAGCAGUCUAAUUCCAAUUCAAUUCCAAUUCCAUAACUUGAAUACUCAAAUGUAAUUAAAUGUAAAUGAUCCACUUCAUGAGUGAAUUCAAGAAUUGAAUUGGAAUUUCAAAGUAAAUUGGACUUGACCCCAACCCUGACCCUAACCCUGCCGGACACCCUUUCCUACUCUGGCUUCGGGACAACAGGUAUUCACACUUAAACGUUUCCAUUCCUCUCAGAUCUCCACCAGUGUCUAGGAGGUAGGGUCUAGGGGUCGAUUCUGGACAGGGCUGACAUGUUACGCUUAGAGCCAGGAGUUUUUCCUGACCCAGGAAAAACUAUGUUGGUGAUGUGGUCAGGGAAACCUUAGGGCAACUUUACCUUGCUACAGUAGCAGUAUAAUGAUCCUGUUUCCUGUUUCCUGUGUGUAGGUGGUGUGCCAGGCCAAUCAGAAUGGCUCUCAGGCAGAGUGCGAGCUGGGAAACCCCCUGAAGAGAGAUGCUAUACUGAAGUUCUACAUCAUCCUUAGCACCUCUGCUAUCACCAUAGAGACCACGGAACUCACUGUCAACCUCCUGCUGGCUACGUAAGUCCUGGCUGGGCAACUUAUUUUCAUAGUUGUUCCAUUUAACGCAUCUUUGUUUUCUCGUACUGUAAAAAAACACUGUUUAUUUUCAUAUCAUGGCAAUUCACAAGGUGAAUGGCUUUGCUUGGUACUACACUAAUAAAACAUUCAUUGCACAUGGAAGGGAAUUACUAGUUUCAAUAUAUGUAUUCAAAUUGAUAUAGCUAGAAAUGAAGAUAGAACGUUUAUCCAGAUUGCAGUCAAUAUGAUAUGUGUGUGUUGUCUCCUCCUCAGUAUCAGUGAACAGCGAGACCUGGCCCCAGUCAUAGCCGUGGCUAAAAUCAUCAUAGAGCUCCCCCUGGCUGUCAGUGGGUAAGUCACACCCUCAUAUCACUGGUGUGUCAAACUAAUUUUGCCCACGGUGGCCACAUUCAGUACAGUGAGUCAGUAGGUCAAAAACACAUUCAUUGAUUUGAUUUAUUUAAUCCAGGAUAGUGACAGUCCACUCUGUAACACUUGCUGCUGUUUUCAAGGAGUCCUGAGAUCCAUAAAAACAGUAAACAGUGGUACCAUAAGACUCUCAGGCUCUGUCCAGCUGUCCACUGACCCUACCUGUCUGUCUCUGUGUUGUUUCAGGCUGGCCAGACCACACCAGCUGUUCUUCAGUGGGGCUGUGAAGGGGGAGAGCGCCAUGGAGACUCUGGACGAUGUGGGGAGUGCUGUGGAGUUUGAGUUUAUGGUGAGAGAAGAAGAGAGGAGUCAAAAGACGAUGUAGCAUGAUAAUGUAGCAUGAAAAUGUAGCAUGCUAAUGUAGCAUGGAAAUGUAGCAUGCUAAUGUAGCACAGGGAUAUACAGUAUUCUAAGGCUGUGAACCUUGGAAGAUAUACGAUGAAAAGCUAUGCAGUGUUGUGAAGAGAGCAAUAUAUGAAUAUUUUGAUGUGUUUUUUUUAAAUCAUUGAUCAUGUUUCAUUCGGUUAACUAUUCAGUCCUUCAUGUUUUAAUCAGGUGACCAACACCGGGCCGUCCCUGCAGACGCUAGGCUCCGCCUUCCUCAACAUCAUGUGGCCUCACGAGCUGUCCAAUGGGAAGUGGCUCCUGUACCCCACUUCUCUCCACUUCCAUGGCCAUCCAGAAACACCCUGUACCCCCCACACCUCCCUCAACCCACGCAAGUUCACCCACAGCUCUCCUUCUGACGACCAGCCACAGGCUGCAGGCCUGAAGGUAGGCUUUUAGUUGUCUUGAGCCAUAAGGGGUUCCAUAAAUUGAGAUAUUGUCCAGAAAUAACCACAUUGGACAAAAAGUGUACACCUCCCCACACCCAUGAGCUAAAGCAUAAUUAUAUUGUUUGCCUAAAACUAAGUAUUUUGUUGUUUCAUUAGAUUUAUUUGAUCUCUGCUUCCUAUCCCUGUGAGCAGGCCAGGAGGAAGGGGCGGUCCCACCCAGAAGAGGAAGGGCAUGUGAUGACCAAGGGCAGUCUGGGUAGGACCACGCCUGCUGUGGCCGCCUCAGAGAGACGCAAGUCACUCAAACUGGUGAGAGAGAGGGAGAGAGAUGGACAGGGAACAAGAGGGACAGGGAACAAGAGGGAUUACAAUGGGGUUGUAACCAGUGUUGGGGAAUCUACUCCGACAAUAUAGUUUACCAGUUACUUCACACUGGAAGAAGUUAAGUAACACUAAAGCUACGCUGAAGAAAAUACAGUUUACUUAACUAAAGCAACUUUGUGAGAUAUUAUCAUAUCUAAAUCUGAAACGUCAUAGACUACAAAUCGCAAGAACAGAUCACUCUGGAGACAGAUUUGAACAGAAUGUGUAAUUUAUCCUAUUAACCACAUAAACAGAAGUGAGAAUUAUAGGCAGGUCUGAUGCCGAAAAAUAAAGGAAAUUCUGGCCUACUUCACCCAUAUUUUCUCUUCUUUUUGCAAAAAAAGUUGUGUGUAGUUCCAAUAGUUAGCUACACCACUACAUGGCUAUAAAGUAAUUAACUAACACUGUGAAACACUACCAAGAGUUGAAUUUAGUUCAACUGCCACCAAGCUACUGUAAAAUCUAGUUAAAUUACUAGUUGAACUACAUGUAGUUCACCACUCUCCAACACUGGUUGUAAUCAAGCCAGCACCACAGAAAACAUCACAUAGCUCACGUGCUGCAAACAUGCCCUAGAGCCCUGCAUCUCAGCGCAUCCAUACUGUGAGUUUGAUUGAAUACCAGCCCAGCUAUUCUCAUCGAUGGUCUUCCCAACCCUCUGUGUGUGUGUAGGACUGUCUGCUGGGUUCAGCGCGCUGUGUGGUGUUCCAGUGUCCUCUCUACAGCUUCUCUGGCUCAGCUGUCCUCAAGAUCCAGGGACGCCUUUGGAACAGCACCUUCCUGGAGGUAAAACACCACGUCACCUAUCGCAUUGUGUUGUUAUGUGGUAAUAGCAAAGACUACCAUUCCCAUGACGCAAUUGGCCCCACACGACACGUGGCGUCACAGCGCCUUCCUGAAGGUAAAACAAACAAACACGUCACAUUACAUUUCUGUUUUAGUCAUUUAGCAGACACUCUUAUCCAGAGCGACUUACAGUAGUGCAUUCAUUUUAACAUACAGUGGGGAAAAAAAGUAUUUAGUCAGCCACCAAUUGUGCAAGUUCUCCCACUUAAAAAGAUGAGAGAGGCCUGUAAUUUUCAUCAUAGGUACACGUCAACUAUGACAGACAAAAUGAGGAAAAAAAAUCCAGAAAAUCACAUUGUAGGAUUUUUAUGUAUUUAUUUGCAAAUUAUGGUGGAAAAUAAGUAUUUGGUCACCUACAAACAAGCAAGAUUUCUGGCUCUCACAGAUCUGUAACUUCUUCUUUAAGAGGCUCCUCUGUCCUCCACUCGUUUCCUGUAUUAAUGGCACCUGUUUGAACUUGUUAUCAGUAUAAAAGACACCUAUCCACAACCUCAAACAGUCACACUCCAAACUCCACUAUGGCCAAGACCAAAGAGCUGUCAAAGGACACCAGAAACAAAAUUGUAGACCUGCACCAGGCUGGGAAGACUGAAUCUGCAAUAGGUAAGCAGCUUGGUUUGAAGAAAUCAACUGUGGGAGCAAUUAUUAGGAAAUGGAAGACAUACAAGACCACUGAUAAUCUCCCUCGAUCUGGGGCUCCACGCAAGAUCUCACCCCGUGGGGUCAAAAUGAUCACAAGAACGGUGAGCAAAAAUCCCAGAACCACACGGGGGGACCUAGUGAAUGACCUGCAGAGAGCUGGGACCAAAGUAACUAAGCCUACCAUCAGUAACACACUACGCCGCCAGGGACUCAAAUCCUGCAGUGCAAGACGUGUCCCCCUCCUUAAGCCAGUACAUGUCCAGGCCCGUCUGAAGUUUGCUAGAGUGCAUUUGGAUGAUCCAGAAGAGGAUUGGGAGAAUGUCAUAUGGUCAGAUGAAACCAAAAUAUAACUUUUUGGUAAAAACUCAACUCGUCGUGUUUGGAAGACAAAGAAUGCUGAGUUGCAUCCAAAGAACACCAUACCUACUGUGAAGCAUGGGGGUGGAAACAUCAUGCUUUGGGGCUGUUUUUCUGCAAAGGGACCAGGACGACUGAUCCGUGUAAAGGAAAGAAUGAAUGGGGCCAUGUAUCGUGAGAUUUUGAGUGAAAACCUCCUUCCAUCAGCAAGGGAAUUGAAGAUGGAACGUGGCUGGGUCUUUCAGCAUGACAAUGAUCCCAAACACACCGCCCGGGCAACGAAGGAGUGGCUUCGUAAGAAGCAUUUCAAGGUCCUGGAGUGGCCUAGCCAGUCUCCAGAUCUCAACCCCAUAGAAAAUCUUUGGAGGGAGUUGAAAGUCCGUGUUGCCCAGCGACAGCCCCAAAACAUCACUGCUCUAGAGGAGAUCUACAUGGAGGAAUGGGCCAAAACACCAGCAACAGUGUGUGGAAACCUUGUGAAGACUUACAGAAAACGUUUGACCUGUGUCAUUGCCAACAAAGGGUAUAUAACAAAGUAUUGAGAAACUUUUGUUAUUGACCAAAUACUUAUUUUCCACCAUAAUUUGCAAAUAAAUUCAUUAAAAAUCCUACAAUGUGAUUUUCAGGAUUUUUUUUUCUCAUUUUGUCCGUCAUAGUUGACGUGUACCUAUGAUGAAAAUUACAGGCCUCUCUCAUCUUUUUAAGUGGGAGAACUUGCACAAUUGGUGGCUGACUAAAUGCUUUUUUUCCCCCACUGUAGCUGGUGAGACUACAUAUCCCAAUCGUAGCAAGUACAUUUUCCCUCAACAAAAUAUUUAUCAGCAAAGUCAGUGCUAGUAGGAAAAAACAAGUGUUUUUUGAGCUUAUAGCUUAUAGAUAGAUAUAACCUGCUCUCACGUAUUGUGUUAUGUGUUUUAACAUAGACUACUGUUCCCAUAAAGCAAUGCAUAACUUGUGGUGGUUGAUAGAAUUGUAUGGCCUUGUAUGACUACACAAUGAUGCACUUUGCUAGAUGAAGCAUCUGGUUAUUAAAAGUAGUAAUCCUGCGCCUGGUUUCAUCAAUGAACAAACACAACACUACCACUCAACGACACUCAACCUCUCAACAGUGGCCAUUGCUCUCUGUCACAGCUCCAACCUUUAUGUCUCUGCUUGGCACGUUUUCCUGAAGUACCACUUAAUGCAAGUGCAUGUUAACAGUAGCAUUUGUAUCGAUGAAACAGUAACUGUGAAAGGGCAUUAUGAAGGAGUGAGAGCAAUCACAGACUGUAACUACAAAGGCAACACGAGGGCGGGCGGAACAGGAGGGACCCUUUGCAUUGUACUUUGACAAUGUAUUAAUCAGCAUAAGCCGUCAUUAUCCGUGUUCCGUGUCAUUCAUUGUUAUAAAACAAUGAGGAUAAGUCAUGGGAUUUGGCUAAAGCACAGACUGAUCUCAGUCUCUUUCCAGGCUAACCUAUUAUUGAUCAUCUCAUAUAAAUAUAUCAUUGAUAAUGUCAUUGAUAAUGUUUGGCCAGUGUAAUCUCCUCUCCCUAGUAAAUGUCUGUGUUGAUGAGGUCUUCUCUGCUUCUGCUUGCUCUUUGGGGUCUAGGCUGGGCUGCUAUAAAGCACGUUGUGCCAAGACAAGUACUGAUGUUUAAAGGGCUUUAUGUAAACCUCUGAUGGAUACAUCAUUUAUUGAUGAGUUCUCUUGCCGUCAGGAGUUUCCUUCAGACCAUGUUCUGGAGAUGCUGGUCAGAGGCUCUCUAAUCUCCUUCACCUAGUAAAGACAGUGUUCCUCGAGAAGCAGAGAGCAGAAGAGAGGACGCAAGAAGAGAACCGCGAGAAGAGAAUAGGAAGCGGAGAAGAAGAGACGGAAGGAGAGACGAGACGAGCGAAAAAGAUAAGAACGCGAAGUAGAAGGAGAGAUAGAGAGCACGAACGAAAAAGGAUAUACUCCGAUACCUCUCACUCUACACUCUCCCUCUCCCCUCCUUCCCUCUCCCUUUCUAUCUAUCUCUCUCUCUAUCUCUCGCUCUCUCUUCUCUCUCUCUCUCUCUCUCUCUCUCUCUCUGCUUCUUCUCCUCUCUCUCCUCUCUCUCUCUCUCUCUCUAUCUCUAUCAGGAGUCCAUCAUUCAGUGCUCUGGCGCUGCUGGAGAGCCAACAUCACAGUCAAGUCCAGCAUCAAACACCUGGUGCUGAGGGAUGCUGCCGCACAGGUAACACACACACACACACACACACACUGAGAGACACACACACACACACUCAGAAACUCACACUCUUAACUAUUAACAUGAAUAACUAGAGCUAUGAGUAUUUCCUGACCAUAUGACCUGACCAGGAAAAGACUAUGGGCUCUAACUACUAGUGACACAUACACAGUAAAGACAAGACACUUCACAAUAAAGCACUCAUUGCUUUAUAUUGCUGUGUUUUCCCUUUAGGUCCCAGUGAUGAUUUACCCAGAGAUUGGUCUGACUGCCCAGUACUGGAUCCCCUGGUGGUGGAUCCUCAUAGCCAUCCUGGCUGGUAUCCUGGUGCUGGCUCUGCUGGUCUGCAUCCUCUGGAAGGUACCAACACCUAGUAUAACCCAUAAUAAACACCUCUAUUACUGUUCCUACAUAUCCUCUAUUAUGCUGGUGCUGGCUCUGCUGGCAUGCAUACCGUAGAAGAUACAACACACAUCAUAUGACUUAGUUACUGUACCUACAUACACUAUAUAUAAAAAGUAUGUGGAUACCCAUUCAAAUUAGUGGAUUUGGCUAUUUCAGCCACACCCGUUGCUGACAGGUGUAUAAAAUCGAGCACACAGCCAUGCAAUCUCCAUAGAAAAAGAUUGGCAUUAGAAAGGCCUUACUGAAGAGCUCAGUGAUUUUCAACGUGGCACGUCAUAGGAUGUCACCUUUCCAACAAGUCAGUUCAUCAAAUUUCUGCCCUGCUAGAGCUGCCCCGGUCAACUGUAAGUGCUGUUGUUGUGAAGUGGAAACGUCUAUGAGCAACAACGGCUCAGCCGCGAAGUGGUAGGCCACACAAGCUCACAGAACGGGACCACCAAGUGCUGAAGCGUGUAGCGCGUAAAAAUCGUCUGUCCUCGGUUGCAACACUCACUACUAAGUUCCAAACUGCCUCUGGAAGAAACGUCAGCACAAGAACUGUUCAUCGGGAACUUCAUGAAAUGGGAUCUUAGCCUAAGAUCACCAUAUGCAAUGCCAAGUGUCGGCUAGAAUGGUGUAAAGCUCGCCGCCAUUGGACUCUAGAGCAGUGGAAACACGUUCUCUGGAGUGUUGAAUCACGUUUCACCAUCUGUCAGUCCGACGGACGAAUCUGGGUUUGGCGGAUGCCAGGAGAACGCUGCCUGCCUGAAUACAUAGUGCCAACUGUAAAGUUUGGUGGAGGAGGAGUAAUGGUCUUGGGGUGUUUUUCAUGGUUCAUGCUAGGCCCCUUAGUUCCAAUGAACGAAAAUCUUAACGCUACAGCAUACAAUGACAUUCUAGACGAUUCUGUGCUUCCAACUUUGUGGCAACAGUUUGGGGAAGUCCCUUUCAUGUUUCAGCAUGACAAUGCCCCCGUGCACAAUGUGAGGUUCAUACAAAAAUGGUUUGUCGAGAUUGGUGUGGAAGAACAUGACUGGCCUCCACAGAGCCCUGACCUCAACCCCAUCAAACACCUUUGGGAUGAAUUAGAACGCCGACUGCAAGCCAGGUCUAAUCGCGCAACAUCAGUGCCCGACCUCACUAAUGCUCAAGGGGCUGAAUGGAAGCAAGUCCCCGCAGCAAUGAUCCAACAUCUAGUGGAAAGCCUUCCCAGAAGAGUGGAGGCUGUUAUAGCAGCAAAGGGGGGACCAACUCCAUAUUAAUGCCCAUUGUUAUGGAAUGAGAUGUUGGACGAGCAGGUGUCCACAUACGUUUGGUCAUGUAGAGUAUCUCUAUUACCCUGGCUGGUAUCCUGCUGGCUCUGCUGGUCUGCAUCCUCUGGAAGGUACCAACAUCUAGUAUAAACUAUAAUAAACAUAGCUUCCUACAUAUCUCUAUUAUACUGCUGCUGGCUCUGCUGGCCCGCAUCCUUUGGAAGGUACCAACACCUAGUAUUUCUGAUUUAUUGUCACAUCCACCAGAUAGUUUAAAUAAAACAUGAUUUAUUGUCACAUCCACCAGAUAGUUUAAAUAAAACAUGAUUUAUUGUCACACCCACCAGAUAGUUUAAAUAAAACAUGAUUUACUGUCACAUCCCCCAGAUAGUUUAAAUAAAACAUUAUUUAUUGUCACAUCCACCAUGCAGAUAGCCAAUUUCCAUUAUUCUCUUAUCAUUCAAUUUCUUUGAUAUUACCAUCUAGUCCAUCUCUCUGCUCUCUCUUCUCUAGUCCAUCUCUCUGCUCUCUCUUCUCUAGUCCAUCUCUCUGCUCGCUCCUCUAGUCCAUCUCUCUGCUCUCUUCUCUAGUCCAUCUCUCUGCUCUAUUCUCUAGUCCGUCUCUCUGCUCUAUCCUCUAGUCCAUCUCUCUCCUCUCUCUUCUCUAGUCCAUCUCUCCUCCUCUCUCUUCUCUAGUCCAUCUCUCCUCCUCUCUUUCCUCUAGUCCAUCUCUCCUCCUCUCUUUCCUCUAGUCCAUCUCUCUGCUCUAUUCUCUAGUCCAUCUCUCCUCCUCUCUUUCCUCUAGUCCAUCUCUCUGCUCUAUUCUCUAGUCCAUCUCUCCUCCUCUCUCUUCUCUAGUCCAUCUCUCCUCCUCUCUCUUCUCUAGUCCAUCUCUCCUCCUCUCUCUUCUCUAGUCCAUCUCUCCUCCUCUCUCUUCUCUAGUCCAUCUCUCCUCCUCUCUUUCCUCUAGUCCAUCUCUCCUCCUCUCUUUCCUCUAGUCCAUCUCUCUGCUCUAUUCUCUAGUCCAUCUCUCUGCUCUAUUCUCUAGUCCAUCUCUAUGCUCUAUUCUCUAGUCCAUCUCUAUGCUCUCUCCUCUAGUCCAUCUCUAUGCUCUCUCCUCUAGUCCAUCUCUCUGCUCUAUUCUCUAGUCCAUCUCAGCUCCUCUCUAUUCUCUAGUCCAUCUCUCUGCUCUCUCCUCUAGCCCAUCUCUCUGCUCUCUCCUCUAGCCCAUCUCUCUGCUCUCUCCUCUAGCCCAUCUCUCUGCUCUCUCCUCUAGCCCAUCUCUCUGCUCUCUCCUCUAGCCCAUCUCUCUGCUCUCUCUAGCCCAUCUAUCUCCUCUGCUACUACUCCUCAUAGCCCAUCUCUCGUCUCUUUCUCUAGUACAUCUCUCCUCCUCUCUCUUCUCUAGUCCAUCUCUCCUCCCCUCUCUUCUCUAGUCCAUCUCUCUCCUCUCUCUACUCUCUAAUCCAUCUCUCCUCUUCUUUACUUACAUUCCAACUGCGCUCUCUCUCUCUCUCUCUCUCUCUCUCUCUCUCUCUCUCCCUCUCUUCCUCCUUCCCUUCACAUCUCUGUUGUAACUCCCGCUCCUCCUUCUCCUCCCUCCCCAGUGUGGGUUCUUCAAGCGUACAGAGCGCCGCCCGCAGUACGAAACAGAGUACUACCGCGCCCACAUGCAUGCUCAGCCCUCUGAGGUUGAGAAGCAGGCGUCAGACCAAUAGGUUCCUGCCCUCUCGUCUCUCCAAGUGGUAAAGCCAUGCACCCUGGCCUGCUCUGCACAAUGGCUUGCUCUGGACCUUGGCCUGCUCUGCACUGGCCUGCCAGUGCUGUGACUUUGCCUGAGUUGUUAUCUGUAAACCUUUGUAUACCUGAAACAAGUUCAUCCUGGCGUUGUAGGAGGUUGUGUACAUGUUCUCUUCCUUAUGAGAUUGUCCUUCCUGUUCUAUUCAUGAAUAAUCUCAUUUCAUCUGGUCACACGUCACCUGAUUAGAUUAGGUUAGAAUGCCAGAAUGAACUUGUUCCUUGUUUCUCACAAAAUGGUGGUGCAGGAGUGUGUUGACAGCAUAAGGUUAUUAUGCUGUGUGGUGUGUUUACUUUGCUUGUUGUGUGUCACCUGUUUUAUUCAAACUUUACGCAAAUCACCUGGAUGUUUUUGGCUUUUGUGGCACAUGCACAAUGUUUCAGAAUCAGCAACCAAAAUGUUUCCUUGGGUUAAACAGCAACAUCAACCUAGUCUCUCUCUCUCUCUCUCUCUCUCUCUCUCUCUCUCUCUCUCUCUCUCUCGCUCUCUCUCGCUCUCUCUCGCUCUCUCCCACAGUGUGGUUUCUUCCGUCGGGUCCAGUAUGAAGAUAAAGUGCCUCAAUACCAUGCGGUGAAGAUCCCCCGUCAAGACCGGCCCCAGUUCCAACAGAAGGCAGGGAUCCUCCAGAAGAAGGAGUGGGCCACACACUGGAGCGACGGAAGCUCCUGAACAACAACAACAAACAAGGAGUAGAAUAAGAACAACAAACAGCCAUUCAACCCUAUGACACUCACUAACUCUGCAGUGGAACAAACGUGUGCAGACAGACUGACCGUGUCACAACAGUGUUGUGCACAUUGAGGCUAUGUCCUGAUUCUUCACCCUUCUUCUGAAGUGUGCACGUGCACACUUCCCGUCAUGGAUUUAUCAAUGGUGAAAACUCACCCAAGCCAAUACUAUUCUACUGUAUUCUACUGUAUUCUACUUUUAAAAUGACUGGAUCAAUAUUCUGGACUGCUACUGCUACUGCUGACUGACUGACUAUCUGACUGA